Molecule: messenger RNA, 1052 nt
Organism: Triticum urartu
Lineage: Eukaryota; Viridiplantae; Streptophyta; Magnoliopsida; Poales; Poaceae
Product: homeobox-leucine zipper protein HOX3-like
Biological process (GO): regulation of DNA-templated transcription
Molecular function (GO): DNA-binding transcription factor activity, RNA polymerase II-specific; sequence-specific DNA binding
Source: RefSeq, a predicted model, not a curated record
UUUUCAAUCUGUCUUUGUCUUGGCCUUUGCCUCCUCCUCCUCUCCCCAUCCUCAUCACCCUUUCCUUGCUCUUGUUUCCGCAUUGGCUUGUCGCCUGUGAUGGGGGCCACUUCUCCUUCAGGCCUGGAGCUCACCAUGGCUGUCCCCGGCCUCAGCUCCUCCUCUGGCUCAGAGGGGUUUGUUUGCAACAACAAUAUCAGCAACAACGGUGGCGGGAACAUGAGGGACCUGGACAUGAACCAGCCGGCGAGCGGCGGCGAGGAGGAGGAUUUCCUGAUGGGCGGCGUGGAAGAGGACGAGGAGGAGCGGGGCGCCGGCGGACCGCACCGCCCAAAGAAGCUCCGCCUCUCCAAGGAGCAGUCCCGCCUCCUCGAGGAGAGCUUCCGCCUCAACCACACCCUCUCACCGAAGCAAAAGGAGGCCUUGGCGAUCAAACUGAAGCUGCGGCCCAGGCAGGUGGAGGUCUGGUUUCAGAACCGCAGGGCAAGGACUAAGCUGAAGCACACGGAGAUGGAGUGCGAGUACCUGAAACGCUGCUUCGGCUCGCUGACGGAGGAGAACCGCCGCCUGCAGCGGGAGGUGGAGGAGCUGAGGGCGAUGCGCAUGGCGCCGCCCACGGUGCUCUCGCCGCACACACGCCAGCCACUCCCGGCGUCCGCGCUCACCAUGUGCCCCCGCUGCGAGCGCGUCACCGCUGCCACCUGCCCGCGGAUCACCCGCCCGGCCGCCUCGCCGUUCCACCCUCGCCGCCCCUCAGCGGCGUUUUAGGGUUUAGUUAUGGUAGGGCUUAAGAGAAAAGGUCGAGGUAGAUUUGCUAGUGGUAAUGUAGGACGCACGAUCGAUAAGUCUUUGUGUAAAUUGAUGAUGGAGGAGAAAAGAACAUGGAAAAGGCGUAGUGGGGUCGUGUGGGGUUUGGAGGCGCCCCCAUGGACCAUUUGGGCCUGUGCCUCAUGCCAUGGACAACAAAAAAUCUAGUUUCAUUUGCUCAUUUGGUCUUCUAUAGGGUCGCGCGUUCUCUUCUUAUUAAAUGAAAAAUGUCAUGUUUGUCUUCA